AUGUCAGGAGGAGUAGACUCUAGCGUUUCGGCAUACCUAUUACAAAGGCAGGGAUUCACUGUCGAAGGUGUUUACAUGCGUAAUUGGGAUAUCGCCGAUGAGAAGGGAGAAUGCACCAGUGAUCAGGAUUGGCGAGACGUGCAAAUGGUCUGUGAUCAGCUAAGAAUACCAUGCAAACAGGUCGAUUUCACGAAAGAAUACUGGGUGCACGUAUUCGUAAAGAUGAUCGAAGAUUAUGAAAGCGGAGUAACUCCAAAUCCUGACAUCACGUGCAAUCGAAAGAUCAAGUUUGGAUGGUUCUUGGACAGAUGUUUCAGCUCUAUUUCCGAACGGGAUAAGGGUUUGACGUGGAUUGCGACAGGACAUUACGUCCAAAGUGAAACAACCGAUUCCGGAAGAACAAAAUUGCUGAGAGGCGCCGACCCUACCAAAGAUCAAAGUUACUUUCUGUCAACAGUUCAUGAAGAAAAAUUGAGAAAUGUAAUAUUCCCGGUGGGACAUCUGCCGAAAGCCGAAGUCAAAGAAAUAGCACGGAAAGCGAGACUUGUAGUUGCAAGCAAAAGAGAGAGCAUGGGAAUAUGUUUUGUGGGCAAAAAAAAAACUUUUUCCAAAUUUUUGGAACAAUAUCUCGUAAGCAAACCUGGCGAUGUCAAGACUCUCGAUGGUGUGGUUAUUGGUCAACAUAACGGUCAGUUUGCUUACACGAUCGGUCAACGCGCCAGAAUUCAUGACAAAUGCAAGGGGCUUGUCGCCAAGGAUUGGAUAUGGAGUUGGAGUGAGCCUCCCGAGGGAAUUGAAGAUGGUGUUGAAUUGUUGGGCCAAAUCAGAUAUCGGCAACACCCAGGCAUGUUACACUUUUUUGCUUUAAACUUAUCUGUACAAGUGGAGUCGCUAAACUUUCUUUUAUUGUGA
This is a messenger RNA of Acaulospora colombiana, 912 nucleotides long. The record is from the annotation of a GenBank genome assembly. NCBI's taxonomy places the organism in Eukaryota, Fungi, Glomeromycota, Glomeromycetes, Diversisporales, Acaulosporaceae.